UGUCUCUGAUGGAAAAACCAAAUCGACCACAACGCAAUCGUCGUCACAGUAGACGUGCCUGGCCACCAGAAGAUGAUUUACAUUAUCCACGAGCAGCCAAACGCCUUUUCACUCCCGAAAUCAAGCGAAUGCUUAAAGAAUGGCUGGUGCGAAGACGAGAAAAUCCCUAUCCCAGUAGGGAGGAGAAAAAACGCCUAGCCAUAGAUACAGGGCUGACUUAUACCCAAAUUUGCAAUUGGUUUGCCAAUUGGCGUCGUAAAUUGAAAAAUGCCGAAAGAGAAAAAUCAAAGAAGUCCUGGGGUCAUCUUAUCAAAAACUACAAUACCAAUGCCAAGGGUAAUGUCGAACAAUUUAGUAUAUCAUCGGAGGAUAGCAUAUGGGAAGAGGAGGAACAACAAUAUCGACGUCACCAGCAUAGUGAUAACGACUAUGAGGAUGAUGAUGAUUUAGAUUCAAUGUGUGAUCUAGAUGGUUCAAGUGGUAGUGGUUCGACAGAUAUCACAACAACAGAACGUAAUGACAACGGUAGCGGUAGUGGGUGCAGUACAAUAAGCAGUAGCAUUGGCCAAAGUGAUUAUCACUCAAUGGAUAUGCAUCAAAAUAGGAAUGGCUAUACCACUCUGACUUUACACAAUGAUCCUAGUGAUUUGUUUAUAGGACGUGAGGUAGAUGUGCUCACGACAAAUGCCACCUGUCAAAUAACACAGAGUGCUGCAAGUGCGGAGAUACUUAUGAUACAACGACACCACCGACCAUCUCACCCACCACCACAAUGGUACAUAUUGAUUAUAGUGGACAGCCAGUAA
Messenger RNA from Musca vetustissima, 806 nucleotides. RefSeq names its product iroquois-class homeodomain protein irx-3-like. The record is from RefSeq and is a predicted model, not a curated record. Gene Ontology annotation, molecular function: RNA polymerase II cis-regulatory region sequence-specific DNA binding; DNA-binding transcription factor activity, RNA polymerase II-specific. The transcript has 3 exons. Gene Ontology annotation, cellular component: nucleus. NCBI's taxonomy places the organism in Eukaryota, Metazoa, Arthropoda, Insecta, Diptera, Muscidae. The coding region runs from base 9 to 806 and encodes 265 amino acids. Gene Ontology annotation, biological process: muscle organ development; cell development; regulation of transcription by RNA polymerase II.